Messenger RNA from Dioscorea cayenensis subsp. rotundata (Guinea yam), 2051 nucleotides. RefSeq names its product serine/threonine protein phosphatase 2A 57 kDa regulatory subunit B' beta isoform-like. The record is from RefSeq and is a predicted model, not a curated record. Gene Ontology annotation, cellular component: protein phosphatase type 2A complex. Gene Ontology annotation, molecular function: protein phosphatase regulator activity. Lineage: Eukaryota; Viridiplantae; Streptophyta; Magnoliopsida; Dioscoreales; Dioscoreaceae. The transcript is spliced from 2 exons. The coding region runs from base 300 to 1811 and encodes 503 amino acids. Gene Ontology annotation, biological process: signal transduction.
UCUUCCUCUUUCUCCCAAUCUUCUCCCUUUUUCUCAUUCUCAUCAUCAUCAUCAUCAUCAUCAUCAUCAUCAUCAUCAUCAAACUCAAUCCUCAUUCCCAAUUUUUUCUUCUUUUCUUGCAAUCCGAACUCUGAUCGUCUUCAAUCUCCAUCUCUGAUCGAAGCUCUGGAAUUCAGCGUUCUAUGGAUGCCUUCUGAUCCAGCAAUGGUUCCGGAUCAUUGGAGCUAGGGUUAGGGUUAGGGUUAGGGUUUGGUGCUGGGAUCGAUAUCUCUAGGGUUAGGUUUUUUCUUUUGGUGGAGAUGUUGCACAAGAUCAUCAAGCGUGGGGGGCGCAAACCCUCGUCCAAAUCGGAGGCGAAUGAGGGUGCUGUCUUCUCCUCCGGCUACGCCGCGCCAUUCCACAACCCUCGCCAGGCGUCCUCUGUUGUCUCCGUCAACCACGCCUCCCGUGCCGCAUCCGCAUCGGCGGUUCCUGCCGCCGGCGCUGUGGCGCCCGCCCCGGCUGCCGCGCCUGCUAUUGAGGCGCUUCCUCUUUUUCGCGAUGUCCCCGCCGGUGAGCGUCAGGCUUUGUUCCUUCGCAAGCUUCAGAUCUGCUCUGUUGUGUUUGAUUUCUCCGAUACUCUCCGCUCCGCCCGCGAGAAGGAGGCCAAGCGCCAGACGCUGCAGGAGCUCGUUGAUUUCGUGCAGUCUGGAUCGUCUGGUCGCCUUUCGGAGCCUGUCCAGGAAGAGCUUGUCCGCAUGGUGGCCACGAACAUCUUCCGAGCUCUCCCGCCGGCUGCCCAUGAGAACACUGGAUCGCCGGAGAGCGCCGAUCCUGAGGAGGAGGACCCUUAUCUUGACCCCACCUGGCCUCAUCUUCAGAUCGUCUAUGAGCUUCUCCUCCGCUACGUGAUCUCCUCUGACACUGAUACUAAGGUCGCCAAGCGCUAUAUUGAUCACUCCUUUGUUCUUCGCUUACUUGACCUCUUCGAUUCUGAGGAUCCUCGUGAGCGCGAGUAUCUGAAGACCAUCCUUCACCGCAUCUAUGGCAAAUUCAUGGUCCACCGCCCCUUCAUCCGCAAGGCAAUCAACAACAUCUUCUACCGGUUUAUUUUUGAGACUGAACGGCAUUCUGGGAUUGGUGAGCUUUUGGAGAUUCUUGGUAGCAUUAUCAAUGGCUUUGCACUGCCAAUGAAGGAGGAGCACAAGUUGUUUCUUGUUCGAGCUCUAAUCCCUCUCCAUAAGCCCAAGUGUAUUGCAAUGUAUCACCAGCAGCUGGCCUACUGCAUCACUCAGUUUGUCGAGAAGGAUUAUAAGCUUGCAGAUACAGUAAUUAGGGGCUUGUUGAAGUACUGGCCUGUUACAAAUUGCGGGAAGGAAGUGCUGUUUCUUGGGGAAUUGGAGGAGGUUCUUGAGGCAACACAACCUGCGGAAUUUCAACGAUGCAUGGUGCCAUUGUUUAAGCAGAUAGGGCGCUGCCUCAACAGCUCUCACUUCCAGGUUGCUGAGCGUGCACUGUUUCUCUGGAACAACGACCAUAUUGUUAGCUUGAUUGCACAGAACCGCAAUGUUAUCUUCCCAAUCAUAUUUGAAGCACUUGAGAGGAACAUGCAGGGCCACUGGAAUCAGGCAGUCCAUGGUCUGACAGCGAAUGUCCGGAAGAUGUUCCUCGACAUGGACAAUGACUUGUUUGAAGAGUGCCAGCGACAGUUUAUAGAGAAAGAAUCGAAUGCCAAAGCAUUGGAAGAGCAACGGGAGUUGACAUGGAAAAGACUGGAAGAAAUGGUCGAAAUCAAUGCUGCUGCGCCCGAUGAGAUGGUUUUGGUCAGUUAGGCUGAGUAAUUCGCUUAGUUUGUUUUUUGUUUUUCUUUUCUUUUUCUUCUUCACAUUCCCUUUAUUUUGUUCUUUUUUAAUCUAUUUUCUCUCUUCGUAUCUUGUUUUGUAAUAUCAUAUCAUGAAAGGUCCCCCCCAGCGUUAUUGUAUUUUAAUAUGUAUCAAUUUGUGGAUAUACUGAUGAUCAAGAAUUAUUCCAAGGUUCUUAAUUUUGGCAAUGGGAUGACAAUUGUGUCUUCA